This is a messenger RNA of Ziziphus jujuba (common jujube), 847 nucleotides long. Its product is annotated as peptidyl-prolyl cis-trans isomerase Pin1. Gene Ontology annotation, molecular function: peptidyl-prolyl cis-trans isomerase activity. Gene Ontology annotation, cellular component: cytosol; nucleus. The transcript is spliced from 2 exons. The record is from RefSeq and is a predicted model, not a curated record. The coding region runs from base 228 to 587 and encodes 119 amino acids. Lineage: Eukaryota; Viridiplantae; Streptophyta; Magnoliopsida; Rosales; Rhamnaceae.
CGAAAGUUGCACAUGAUAAGUUCACCAACAUAACUGCUCUCUCUCUAUCUAUCUAUCUAUCUAUCUCCGUCCGAAUCCGAGCCGCAAAAAUAGAGUCCACCGAUCGUAAGAGGAAGAAAGUAUCAUCGUCGUCGUCGAUCCCGAUCUCGUCAGCAGAUCGGACGGACAGGGAGAAGGAGAAGGAGAAGGAGAAGAGAAAAAGCCAGAGCAACAAGAAAAGGUCGAAAAUGUCGUCGGGCAAUCAGGUGAGGGCGUCGCACAUCCUGAUCAAGCACCAGGGCUCUCGUAGAAAGGCCUCUUGGAAGGAUCCAGAAGGACGUGUCAUCUCCAACACCACCCGUGACAGCGCCGUCUCUCAGCUCAAAGCCAUCCGCGACGACAUCGUUUCCGGCAAGACCAAGUUCGAGGAUGCUGCCUCUCGCUACUCCGAUUGCAGCUCCGCCAAGCGUGGCGGUGAUCUCGGUCCUUUUGGCCGUGGCCAAAUGCAAAAGCCUUUUGAAGAGGCAACAUUUGCUAUUAAGAUUGGUGAGAUAAGUGAUAUCGUUGAUACUGAUAGUGGUGUCCACAUCAUCCUGAGAACUGGUUGAUAAUAGAGUAGACCAAGAAAUCUCUGAAUUUAUGAAGAUGUUCGAGUGAAGUACGUUUUGCUUCUGGUUGAGGCGAGGACGUCAGCUAUAUGAUAAUCCCUUGUCGUAAUUCCUAUGUGUUAUGUUAUCUAAACUCAUGCAUUGAAAGUACCUAAACAUGGAUCUAUAUAUUGUUCCUAUGACAUUUGAUUCUUGAAGUUUUAUGGUUGUACUUUUGGAAUGAUUGAAUUUCAAUGACUAUAACUUCCUGGUUUACUUUA